Molecule: messenger RNA, 1800 nt
Organism: Fonsecaea multimorphosa CBS 102226
Lineage: Eukaryota; Fungi; Ascomycota; Eurotiomycetes; Chaetothyriales; Herpotrichiellaceae
Exons: 4
Coding region: 1-1800 (599 amino acids)
Biological process (GO): negative regulation of silent mating-type cassette heterochromatin formation; negative regulation of rDNA heterochromatin formation
Cellular component (GO): Rpd3L complex; Rpd3L-Expanded complex
Source: RefSeq, a predicted model, not a curated record
AUGAGCCCUCGACGCUCAUCCCGUGCUCGCUCGUCACAGCAGCCCCCUCUCGGUCCCAACCACACAACCUCCACCUCCUCAAUCAACCCCAGACCAGAUCGAGAUACUCGAACCAACAACUUUGCAGCCUCUCCUCGAGGACCCUCCACUCAGCGAUCUGAAUCUGCUGAUGGCGCAGACUCAUCAUCGCGGACCGAGCAGAUCGCACCGCGUCGCAGUCGCCGCAAUGGAGACGACAAAGAACAAGUAGUCAAACAACAGGCCGACGAUGAGGAAAAUGAUCUAGAACCUGCUGAUGAGGAAAUCACUCGCUGUAUCUGCGGGCAAGCCGAAUAUCCUGGUCCUUCGCCGGCGCUCCGUCAGCAGCAACCAAAUACCGACGUCUUGACCGAUGACACGGGUAACUUUUUCGUCCAAUGUGACAAAUGCAGUGUCUGGCAACACGGUGGCUGCAUGGGUCUACUGGAUGAGUCGAUGCUCCCGGAUGAAUACUACUGCGAACAAUGCAAACCACAAUACCACAAGAUCACAAAGUCCGCAAAUGGGGUAAAAUCUUCCCGAUAUCUCCCUGUCCUGGAGACUGGCUCCAGUCGAUCCUCUCCCUUAUCGUCAAAUCCUGAAAUGGGCCGCAAGAAAGAGAACAAGAACAAGCAGUCCGAGAGCACUAAGAGGAGGGCCACCUUCAAUAGUCGGGGUGCAUACGAUGAGGAUGAGAUGUUGAGGAGAGCCAUCGAGGAGAGCAAAGAGAUGGGUACCCUCGGCAAACGCACAAGAGAUGAAUCAGAAGAAAAUAAAGGUGCUUCCAAGCGACAACGCACGGGAUCCAACUCCUCAGGGACAGUCUCGAAGCGCAGCGAAUCGCCUGAUGUAGCGGUCGAUGACCCAAUUAGCAGAUCAACCACCAACGGUCGAACUGCCGCACAAAAAUUGAGAGGAGCUGCGGCUCGAAACAAUCGUGAGAAGGAGCUUCGAGAAAAAGCAAAGGAACAGCAGGCAGCGCAGCGUGCAGAGGCGGCGAGCAAACGUAAUGCUCGUUCAGAACGAAGAAGGGCAGACGACUCACCUCCUCCCACCCCGAGCCUCUCUCCCUCAAAGGGAGGACAGCCCAAUGGCAAGACAAAAGCAGACACACCUCCGUCUGGGCGUUCGAACCAUAACAAUAACCGCAAGGUCGGCUCAAGACCAGCAGCAAGGCGAGGAAGACUUGGUAGAAAUCAAUAUACGCGUGACCAGACAAAUGGAGAAGAAGGGGACAAUACACCUCUGCGGGAUGGAUCUCACGAUAUCAACGGCCACGACAACAAAAGUGGAGGGUCACCUUCCGGUGCUGAUAGGAAGGGCAGUGGGGGAGCCGCUGCCGUACACAGCAUCAACGGCGAAAGCGGGCGCAGUUCAAAGGCCAAGACACACCCGGCGAGGACGAGUCUCAACGAGAUGAAGAGACGGGUGGCGGCAAUUUUGGAAUUUGUUGGACGCAUGCAGACUGAGCGAACGACGCAGGCUCAGGCGGCGAGCCAGGUAAACGGCGGCAGCGGAGGGAGUUCCAAGGGCUCGACGACGCCGAACGGCGUCAGCAAGACGUCAAGCACUUCGAGUUCGACCGGGAGUACCCUGCCGACGGCGAGUCUGGUCCGUGCUGUAGAGGCUGGGCUCAAAGACGUGAAGGAGAAAGACGACGACCAUGUGGUAUCGAUGAUUGAUGAGAGAGAGUUUGCGACGAUGGGGAGUGUAGACAUGAUGGAGACGUUGACGAGAGAGUUGGUCCAGUGGCAGAGUGUGUAUGGGGUAUAUUCGCGGUGA